AUGUCCUCCAACAAGAUCUGGCUGCGUGCCGAAACCAAGCCCGCCGAGGCUCGGUCUGCUUUGACCCCGACUACCUGCAAGGCUCUUAUGGAUGCUGGAUAUGAAGUGACUGUCGAGCGCUCCACCCAGCGGAUUUUUGAUGACGAAGAUUUUGCCAAGAUUGGCGCACCGCUGGUGGAGGAAGGUUCUUGGGUGAAGGAUGCCCCCAAGGAUGCCUACAUUCUGGGUCUCAAGGAGCUCCCUGAGGAUGAUUUCCCCCUUGAGCACGUUCACAUCUCCUUUGCACACUGCUACAAGCAGCAGGGUGGCUGGGAGCAGGUCCUCAGCCGCUGGCCUCGGGGAGGUGGUACUCUCUUGGAUCUUGAAUUCCUCACUGAUGAUGUUGGUCGGAGAGUCGCUGCUUUCGGUUGGUCCGCCGGUUAUGCAGGUUCCGCUUUGGCUGUUAAGAACUGGGCUUGGCAGUUGACGCACCCUGAGGGCGAGCCUUUGCCUGGUGAGGUUCCGUACAUCAACCAGGAUGCCCUGAUCGAGUCGGUCAAGAAGUCCCUCGAGGAGGGUAAGAAGCAGUCUGGCCGCUCUCCCAAGAUCCUUGUCAUUGGCGCUCUCGGCCGUUGUGGCAGUGGUGCUGUGCAGCUCGCCAAGGACGUGGGUAUUCCAGACUCCGACAUCGUUCGGUGGGAUAUCGAGGAAACCAAGAAGGGCGGUCCCUUCCGGGAAAUCGUUGAGGAUGUCGAUAUUCUCGUCAACUGCAUUUACCUCAGCGCACAGAUCCCACCCUUCGUUACUCCAGAGACUCUUACUUCGCCGAACCGCCGCUUGUCGGUCAUCUGCGAUGUGAGCGCUGAUACUACCAACCCCCACAACCCUCUCCCUGUGUAUUCUAUCACUACUACCUUUGACAAGCCUACUGUCCCCGUCACCUUGGCAGGUGGAAGCCAGGUCGCUGGCCUGAGUGUGAUCAGCAUCGAUCACCUUCCGUCUCUUCUGCCCCGUGAGAGCUCGGAGAUGUUCAGCCAGGCCUUGCUCCCUAGCUUGCUCCAGCUGAAGGACCGGCAAAACGCCCGCGUCUGGAAGCAGGCUGAGGACCUUUUCAAUGAAAAGGUUGCUACGUUGCCCGAGUCCCUACGGGCCUAA
This is a messenger RNA of Aspergillus luchuensis, 1134 nucleotides long. RefSeq names its product saccharopine dehydrogenase (NAD+, L-lysine-forming) (gene lys1). NCBI's taxonomy places the organism in Eukaryota, Fungi, Ascomycota, Eurotiomycetes, Eurotiales, Aspergillaceae. Gene Ontology annotation, molecular function: saccharopine dehydrogenase (NAD+, L-lysine-forming) activity. The record is from RefSeq and is a predicted model, not a curated record. Gene Ontology annotation, cellular component: cytoplasm. The transcript has 8 exons. Bases 1 to 1134 code for a protein of 377 amino acids.